Molecule: messenger RNA, 1375 nt
Organism: Betta splendens (Siamese fighting fish)
Lineage: Eukaryota; Metazoa; Chordata; Actinopteri; Anabantiformes; Osphronemidae
Gene: rfc2
Product: replication factor C (activator 1) 2
Exons: 6
Coding region: 93-1160 (355 amino acids)
Biological process (GO): DNA-templated DNA replication; DNA repair
Cellular component (GO): nucleus; DNA replication factor C complex
Molecular function (GO): ATP hydrolysis activity; ATP binding; DNA clamp loader activity
Source: RefSeq, a predicted model, not a curated record
CCAAUGAGGCGUCACUUUACUGCGGCCUGGUUGUGAAGGAGGGAAACAUCGUGCAGCGGUUCGCGGGUUGACGAGCAUCAGUCACAGUAAAAAUGGACGUGGAGAUGACGGAUGCAGAGCGGAAUCCGGCGGAGAGCCGACACAAGACGGGUCCAGAGGUCCCCGAACCGUCGUCCAGGAGCUCCGCCAGCUCCUACGAGCUGCCCUGGGUGGAGAAGUACCGCCCGCUUCAGCUGAGCGAGAUCGUGGGGAACGAGGAGACGGUGAGCCGCCUGCAGGUGUUCGCCCGGGAGGGAAACGUCCCCAACGUCAUCAUCGCAGGGCCCCCCGGCACCGGGAAGACCACCAGCAUCCUGUGCUUGGCUCGAGCUCUUCUGGGGGCUGCCAUGAAAGACGCUGUCCUGGAGCUGAACGCUUCCAAUGACAGGGGAAUCGAUGUAGUGAGAAACAAAAUCAAGAUGUUUGCUCAGCAGAAAGUCACGUUGCCCAAAGGACGACACAAGAUCAUCAUCUUGGACGAAGCUGACAGUAUGACAGAUGGAGCUCAGCAAGCUCUAAGAAGGAUCAUGGAGAUCUACUCAAAGACGACGCGAUUUGCUCUCGCUUGUAACGCUUCUGAUAAAAUCAUUGAGCCCAUCCAGUCUCGCUGUGCGGUGCUGCGAUACUCUAAACUGACAGAUGGACAGAUUCUUGCUAGACUCCAAGAGGUGGUGGAGAAGGAACGGUUAUCUGUGUCUGACAAUGGGCUGGAGGCCAUCAUCUUCACGGCUCAGGGAGACAUGAGGCAGGCACUGAACAACCUGCAGUCCACCAACUCUGGUUUCGGUUACAUCAACAGUGAGAACGUCUUCAAAGUGUGCGACGAGCCCCAUCCUCUUCUGGUCAAGAGCAUGCUGGGACACUGCGUGGCCGGCAGCAUCGACGAGGCCUACAAGGUGGUGGAGCAGCUGUGGGCCCUGGGAUACUCGCCGGAGGACGUCAUCGGCAACAUCUUCAGGGUUUGCAAGACCUACCCGAUGGCCGAGUACAUGAAACUGGAAUUCAUAAAGGAGAUCGGAUACACACACAUGCGUGUGGCUGAAGGCGUCAACUCCCUGCUUCAGAUGGCUGGUCUGCUGGCUCGCCUGUGCAGUAAGACGACGGCGCCUGCUGCCAGCUGAACCCCUCCGUUGUUGCUUAUGCUUCACCUUGAUUUCAGACCGUACUAAAUCACGUUCAUGAAUUACUUGUCCGUUGUGAAAACUUUACUGCAUCGUCACCUGUGACUCUGACGACGAGGGGUUUUCUUCCAAUAGUCAAUGUUUCAGCCAGAGGAUUUUGAGGAUGAGGAGCUUUAUUUACAAACUUUGUUUACAAUAAAAGUAAUGGAACAACA